AGGAAAGCCCACCUAGCACUUCAGUCUCUACUCUCUUGGACUAGCAAUUAGCAGAGUUUGAUCAACAAUGGCUUCCAGGCUACCCUUUCUCAGGAGAAUCUCUAAACUUCUCAAAGCUCCGCCUUCGACACCCCUCCGCUCUUUGCGCCAUUCACUUGCUCUGGGUUUUCUUCUUCCACAACCUCCGACGCCUGACGUUUCUCCUCGGUUCUUCUUUUCUUCUAGAAGCAUUUGCUCCGGCCCUCUUAAUCUCCCCCAGGAUUCUCAGGGACCUGCACCCAUCGAUUACCGUUCGGUUCUAUCGGAAGAUGAAUUUCAUGGAUUAGCUAAUUCUACAAUCCAUGACCUUCAAGAAAAACUAGAGGAAUAUGGUGAUAUUGUUGAACUUGAUGGUUUCGAUGUAGACUAUGGGAAUGAAGUGCUUACACUAAAACUCGGGGCUUUGGGCACCUAUGUGAUGAAUAAACAGACCCCUAAUAGACAAAUUUGGUUAUCGUCUCCUCUAAGCGGUCCAUCCAGAUUUGAUUGGGAUCAUAAUGUUCAAGCUUGGGUUUAUCGACGAACUAAAGCGAAUUUGUUGAAACUCUUGGAAAGUGAGCUGGAGCAACUUUGUGGUAAACCAGUCAACCUUUCAUAGCUUCCGUAGAUCCUAUGGUGUUCGCGUAAUUUCGACCUCCGAAGCUUAUUUCACCACUGAAGCAGCAUGCCUCGAUUUCCUUGAACAAACUAUAUCUCAAGAUUCUUAAACUCCCUCAUGUGAUGUAAUCUUACAGAAAGUAGAAUAGGUCCCCAAUAAAUCAGUUCAACGGUAUGUUAAGACCCUCUAUUGCUUUUUCACCCAACUUCUUGGUGACCGGUAUAUCGGCUAUUAUAU
This is a messenger RNA of Hibiscus syriacus, 874 nucleotides long. RefSeq names its product frataxin, mitochondrial-like. Gene Ontology annotation, biological process: iron incorporation into metallo-sulfur cluster; intracellular iron ion homeostasis. Gene Ontology annotation, molecular function: iron chaperone activity; ferrous iron binding; ferroxidase activity. The transcript has 5 exons. Bases 68 to 637 code for a protein of 189 amino acids. NCBI's taxonomy places the organism in Eukaryota, Viridiplantae, Streptophyta, Magnoliopsida, Malvales, Malvaceae. The record is from RefSeq and is a predicted model, not a curated record. Gene Ontology annotation, cellular component: mitochondrion.